This is a messenger RNA of Papaver somniferum (opium poppy), 5739 nucleotides long. RefSeq lists its product as uncharacterized. The record is from RefSeq and is a predicted model, not a curated record. Lineage: Eukaryota; Viridiplantae; Streptophyta; Magnoliopsida; Ranunculales; Papaveraceae. The transcript has 20 exons. The coding region runs from base 3084 to 5465 and encodes 793 amino acids.
UUUUUUCUCUCCCCUCGAAAAAUGAGGGUUUAGGCGAUUUCGAAAAACCCAAACCUAGAUUUUAAAACAAAGUUUUCUGCCCAAAUUCUCAACCAAAAUCCAUGAUUAUUUUUGUUCAUGAUCCUCCUUCCUCUCAGCUACGUGAUUGAGAUUAUUGUGUGGGUGAUUGUUUGUUUGAGAGUUGUGUUUUAGAUGGGUACAGAGAUGGUGUAUUUUCCACCAUUGAAAUCGAAUCCUCAGCCACUGUUAAUGGAUCUUUAAUUGUAAGGGAGGGAGCAAUGGCAGUUUCGGGGGGUAACAUCAGCGAUCCUGCUUUACCUGGGAUUGGUGAAAGGGGGGAAAUAAAAACCCUAACAAUUAGAGAAACCUUUUUCCCAAUCCAAGACCAAUAAUUCCUAAACCAAAUAUGAAAUUUACCGCACCAGUUGAGGUUGAUGGAAAAUUUGGUGGUCUCUUCUCAUUCAGAGAAUCUCCCUCCAGGUAUGAAGAAUUGUGAAGACCUAGUAGUGUUUUUUUUUUUGUCUGGAAACGUUUAUCCUUUUCUGGUGUAAAAUUGGCUAUGAGCAAGAUGUGGAAACUAAAAGCAUAGGUGAGUAUCAAGUUUCAUGGUGAUUGUGCUUUCAUUUUUAAGUUUUAUGAUGCAGAAGAUCGUAUGAAAGUUCUUGAAUCUGGUUCAUUCUAUAUCACCAAGAGUCUUUUCACUUUGAGACCAUGGACCCAUUUGAUUGAAAAAUCUAUUUCUGAUAUCAAAACUAUUCCAAUUUGGGUCCUUAGAUAUGGAGUUCCACUACAUAUAUGGAACGAGGAUGGGUUAAGUUUGAUUGCUAGCUAUCUUGUGGAGUAUCAAUGAAAUCCUCAGAAAUGCGAAAAAUGUAUGGUAUUUGGACAUUCGGUAAAGAACUGCUCAACGAAAGUGAAGUCUAGGCGGACGUCAACGAAAGAUACUCAAUUGAGAUAUAAGACAGGGGAAGUGAAUGGAGGGGAUGUUGGUUCAUCUCAAGAAGCACAUGAUGAGGUAACUGAUGAAGAAAUUGUUAACAUCCCUUCAUUAUCCAUGAAUGCAACUGAGCAUAUCUCAACAACAACUUCAACAGGAAUGGGGACAGUUAUGUGGAUUAAUGAGGAGACUACUGCUCAGAGUGACGGAGUUAUGGGAUCAGCGAUAAAGUCUUCAGAUGCUGCAGACAAGGGAUGAAGUAGUCUCAAGCAAACAUCUUCAGUAGGAGACACGGGUGUUUUUGAAAGACAAAGUCCUUCUGCAAAUCCAACAAGUUUCAGUUGGGCUAGGAGUGAUAUGGCAGCAAAGAACCUGGUCAAGGAUGUAAGUGAGGGGCAUAAGAAGGAUGGUGGUGUAGCAAAAUCAAGUGUAAAGAGCCCAAUUAAGUGUGCCACAAGGAUUAAUUCUAAACAAGAAACUCCAACACCUAAGAUUUCUGAUGGGCAGCAUAUGAGAAAUGAUUUGGAUGCUCUGAACCUUGGCAAGAAUGCUAGUGGGGGUCAAAAGAAGAUUGAGAAUGCAACACCAAAGCAUAAUCCUUUUCUCAUGCGUAGUGAUUUUCCCUUCGGGUCGCAGAGCCGAUUUCCAAUAGAUAGUAGGAAGGUAGAUUCAAGUGAAAUUGCAAGAAAACAAGGUGUUAAAGCUGAGAAUCCAAAUGCUAGUGACAGUAAGGGGACCUGGAACAUAGCUGCUAGAAUGAAAUCCUCCGCUAGAAAUGAUUCAAUUGUUAGGGAAAGUUUUUCCAAGAAUGCAGAUGGUAGUAUAGUGGUUAGGAGCAAUGCUUCUUCUGUAAAGGUGAGUACCAAUAACUCCUUCAGAAGUUUCAGCAAUGAGCCCGCCCCUUCUCCUCGGGAAGAUGCUUAUAUUGAAGAGAGUGACGAGGAUAGUGAGGGGCUUAUAGAUUCAGAUCCCGACAUAAAACCUCAUAUGUUGGAGUUCGAAGCUGUCAGGAAAACAGAGAAAGAGCUUUCUAGACUCAAAUGGAAUGGUCAGUCUCUAAAUAAAGGAAACAAUGAGCUUCUGGGUAAAGGCCAACGAUCUAUUGCCAGGAAGCAUAAGUAGUUUUGUUUUAGCUUUCUUGAUCGGCUAAUGCAGUUUUUUUUCUUGUUGGGUGGCUGGGGAUUAGACUUUUGCCUUCCUUUGGUUUGUUUUACUUUGCUUUUGGGGACUCGUCUAGGCGCUUUUCAACUGGUUUGAAGAUAUCUUCUCAACGCUUGUCGUUUCGUUUGUUUUUUCUUUAUAUUACUGCUAGUCAGCUUGUCUUAGGGUAGACUUUUUAGUCGCCCGAUAUACAUCGCUUAGGCGUUUUUCAUCUUGUUUUCUUUUUCUUUUUCUUUUUAUCAAUAAGAUUUUAACCUUUUUAAGUUAAAAAAAAAACGAAACACGAGCACAUAACUUUGUGGUGUGGAUUGUGCUGGGCCGACAAGUUUUACAAACAGGUUAUAAACUUUUUGCUACAUUAUUUUCACCAAAUUAUAUUUAGGAUUCCAUUGGCACCCCCAAGGUCCCCCAAACUACAUACUUUCACCAAACAACAGCAACUAAUUUCCCGUUGAUGUAACAAUUCCCUUCCUUAUCUAUCUUCUUCUUAUCUUAUUUCAUCCAAUCAAUCACUCCAACAUUGACAGCAUCCCACUAAACAUGAAUAUCAGCAGCCUUUUAUGAACCAAAUAGCACAUCCCAACAUCAUAGGGCGGUAAAAGAAGGUCAACCAAUUUCUCAUCCACCAACACACACACAGCAGCAACCAAAUCUGGUGUUCCCAUCCAGACAAAGUUUUCAAUGCGUAAAUUGUAACGUUUUGACACACACGAGGGGGGGCACUUACUCUCUUUCCUUUUGGGGUUUUACCAAAAAAUAGAAGAAGAAGAAGAAAAAAGCUUGAUUACUCAACCCUCCCCCCCUAUGGGCUAUGGCCGUCUAAUCUUCUUCCCUCUUUAACACGAAGCAGAUUCAUCACAGACAAAGAGAGACCCUUUUUUGCAAGCUCACUUUUCUAUAUACCCCAUCCAAAUUCAGCUUCUCCUCCUCCGAAAAGGAGGAUUCUGGUGGUGGUGGUGAGGCAUAAUUUAUAAUUUGAUAGAUUAUGUCGAAAAAUGAAUCAGGUGGUAGUAGCCCAGGUUGGACUGCAGCGUUUUUUAUGCAGACAACAGAAGAUGUUGCAAGAGCUGUUGUAGCUGCAGCUACUGGUGCCAAUAACCCUGUUCAUUCGCCACGCCCGUCCGUUGUUUUUUCGUCUAAAGAUGAUAGUAAUAGCCAACUACAGAAAUUACAGCGGCAGGUUACGAAAGUGUUAAAGGGAUGGUCACCACCUGCGGAAGUCAAAAGAGUUACUUACAAUCCUGAGGUGUUAACUAGCUUGAAACGACAAUGGGCAAGGUUUCAGUCGCUGUCAUUGGAUCAUAAGUCGAUAAAGGAGCCCACCAAGCUUUUCGAGAGUAUGGUAGUUGUUGGACUUCAUCCUAACACUGAUGUUCAGACACUACAAAACAUGAUAUUAGCCAGAAAAUCUGAAGGGUCGGGUAAAUUGCGAAGUGCUUUGGGUUGCAAUCAUUCAGCGCGUGUUGAACCAAACCUUGAACCACAGAUUUUGUUUGUAUACCCUCCAGAAAAACAGCUGCCGCUCAAAUAUAAGGAUCUUGUAUCCUUCUGCUUUCCAGGAGGUCUGGAGGUUCAUGCUGUUGAAAGAACACCUUCAAUGAGUGAGUUGAGUGAAAUUCUCCUUGGACAGGAACAUUUCAAACAAAGUGAUCUAUCCUUCGUAUUCCGUUUACAGGUGGCAGAUGAUUCAACUUUAUAUGGAUGCUGUAUGCUCGUUGAAGAAAUUGUACAAAAACCUUCAGGACUGAUUUCAAUGAUCUCAGAUAAACAACCUACCAGAUCGUCGGCUGGUCGUCAGAUUUUGACCACAAAGCGAUGUUACUGCAUCCUCACGCGUCUUCCUUUCUUUGAUUUACAUUUUGGUAUAUUGAAUAGCAUGUUCACUCAAGAGAGGUUGGAAUGGCUAACAAAAGGCUUUAGCGUGUUAGAUUUGGGUUUGCCAGAGGUAUAUAACAAGGAAGGAGAUUCACAAGAGAAAUGUGAGAGUAUUUUGUCACAGCAUGACUGUGAAGAGAGUAUAAUCAUCACAUCUUCUGAAAUAAGCACAGAUGGUUCUACGCCUAGGAGCGACUAUGAGAGCCAAGUGGGAGAGUUUGAUACACCAAGGCAAGCGAAUGGUCAUAAUGUGGUUCUUCCAAACAAUUCUGAAAUAGAACAACUCACACCUCAAAGGGAAUCUAGCGAUGCUCAUAACAUUGGCAUUGAUGAACUCUCUGCGAGAAAGCUACCCAUUGAAAAGAGGUUACCUGAUGCGGUUCUUCCUCUGUUGCGGUAUCAUCAGUAUGAAAGCUCUGAAUCUUCUUCCAGUUUUCAGGGUUCACCAUGCGACGACAGGAUUUUUAGGGGUUGUGCAGAUGAAGCGGAUACAGAGGAAGCUUCUUCCUCUGGCCAGGAAGAUUCCAGUGAUUACAACGAAGUUCUUGAAUGGGCCAAGGCAAACAAUCAUGGAUCAUUACAAAUAAUAUGUGAAUAUCACCGACUGCGUUGCCCUGCCCGAGGAACAACGCUUCUAUUUCGACCCUUGGACCAUCUGCAUCCUCUGGAGUUCCACAGGCAUGGUGGAUCAGUUUUUAGUAUUGCUGGCUCAACCAUUGACUUAAGAUCUUGCAAUACUAGUUUGGAAGUUGCUGAGGCACAAACUGCCCGCUCAUCGGAGGAGGAGGCAUCCGCCUUAUCCAUAUGGGCAGUUGCAUGCAUAUGUGGCUCCUUGCGACUUGAUAAUGUGUUAACCAUGUUUGCUGCGGCGCUCUUGGAGAAGCAAAUUGUGGUUGUUUGCUCUAAUUUGGGAAUCUUGUCUGCCUUAGUUUUGUCAAUUAUUCCACUAAUCCAACCCUUCCGGUGGCAGAGCCUUCUAAUGCCGGUUCUGCCUAAUGACAUGCUGGACUUCUUGGAUGCUCCUGUCCCGUACAUAGUAGGUGUAAAAAACAAAACCUCUGAAGUCAUGACGAGGUUGUCAAAUGGCAUUCUGGUUGAUGCUAACAAGAACCAGGUACAAUCACCCACAAUGCCACAAUUGCCCAAGCAAAAAGAGUUAAUUUCAUCUUUAAGUCCAUACCACGCAAAGCUUGUCGGGGAAAGUUAUUUAGCAAAAAGAAGGCCAGUGUAUGAAUGCACCGAAGUCCAGACUGUAGCUGCCAAAGGCUUCCUGUCAGUGCUAAGAUCGUAUAUGGAUUCUCUUUGCUCAAAUUUGCGGUCUCAUACAAUCACUAACGUUCAGUCCAAUGAUGAUAAGGUAUCUUUACUCUUAAAAGAGAGUUUUAUCGAAUCAUUCCCAAGGCGCGAUAGGCCAUUUAUGAAGCUUUUUGUGGACACACAGCUCUUCUCUGUACAUACAGAUCUUGUACUCUCGUUCUAUCAAAAGGAUUAGUGUCAUCACCAUAGGUAUAGAUUUGCUGGUAUCAAAGUAGAAAAAGAAAAGUAAAUUAUACUUUAAGAUCCAGCUUUGUAAAAUUUAUAAUACUUCGCUAUAGUCUGUGUUAGGUUUUAUUUACCAGUGUAAUAGAAAUGUUGUGUUUUUGUGUUGUGGGUCUGCUCAUUGUAAAAUAAUUUAGUUACAAAUGUAUGUACUUCUUCAUACCUCUGUGUAAACAACUUUGCCUAGGUAGGUUUUUUUGAAUACAAAGAGGAAACUACUUGUGAAA